Drosophila bipectinata is the source of this 5491-nucleotide messenger RNA. Its product is annotated as transportin-2-like. Gene Ontology annotation, biological process: protein import into nucleus. Gene Ontology annotation, molecular function: small GTPase binding; nuclear import signal receptor activity. Lineage: Eukaryota; Metazoa; Arthropoda; Insecta; Diptera; Drosophilidae. Gene Ontology annotation, cellular component: cytoplasm; nucleus. The record is from RefSeq and is a predicted model, not a curated record.
ACAUUUUUUCUGGCCGUACGGUCACACGACUCUGUUAAUUGUGCAAAGAAAAGGUGAAAAAAGAGAAAAUUGUUGAAAAAGUCGAAAUAAUUCCAACCGAAAUAGUUUUAUCGCUCAGGCAACAACCAAAGCAGCAGCAAAAUGACGUGGGAACCGCAGGGCGAAGGUCUGCAACAGAUCAUAGCGAUCCUCAAGGAGUCGCAGUCCCCCGACACAGCCACCCAAAUGGCCGUACAAAUGAAACUGGAGGAAUUCAACCGAUAUCCUGACUUCAACAACUAUCUCAUCUACGUACUCACCAAGCUAAAGACAGAGGACGAGCCCACACGAUCGCUCAGCGGCCUGAUCCUGAAGAACAACAUCCGUAUGCACGGCAGCACUCUGCAACCGGAGAUUGUCGAGUAUAUCAAACACGAGUGUCUGCAGGCAGUGGGCGAUGCCUCGCCUUUGAUCCGCGCCACAGUCGGCAUCCUUAUCACGACCAUUGCCAGCAAUGGCGGUUUGCACAACUGGCCACAGCUGCUGCCCUCGCUCUGCGACAUGCUCGAUGCCCAGGACUACAAUGUCUGCGAGGGCGCAUUUAGCGCAUUACAAAAAAUCUGCGAGGACUCUGCCGAGAUCCUGGACUCAGCAGCACUUAACAGACCCCUGAACGUCAUGAUUCCAAAGUUUCUUCAAUACUUCAAGCAUAACAGCCCGAAGAUCCGCUCUCAUGCUAUUGCUUGCAUAAAUCAGUUCAUCAUAAACCGAUCUCAAGCGCUAAUGCUGAACAUUGAUACUUUCAUCGAGAACUUAUUCCACUUGUCCUCGGACGAGGACCACGAGGUGCGCAAGAAUGUUUGCCAUGGACUGGUUAUGCUGCUGGAGGUGCGCAUGGACAGACUCAUGCCGCACAUGUCGCAGAUCAUUGAGUACAUGUUGCUGCGCACCCAGGAUUCCGAUGAGGGUGUGGCCCUGGAGGCUUCUGAAUUUUGGCUGUCGCUGGCAGAACAGAGCAUCUGCAAGGAUGUCCUUGCUCCCUACUUGGCUCAGCUGGCCCCAGUGCUAGUGCGCGGAAUGCGCUACUCAGAGAUUGACAUCAUCCUACUAAAGGGCAAUGUAGAGGAGGACGACAUGGUGCCGGAUCGCGAGGAGGACAUACGUCCGAGAUUCCACAAGUCUCGCACGCACACGAUCAAGAGCGGACAGGAGAGCGGUGGCCAGGGUGCCGGUGCCACAGGCGAUGAUGAUGAUGACGAUUUUGACGACGGACUGGAUGACGACAGCUCCCUGUCCGAGUGGAACCUGCGCAAGUGCAGCGCCGCAGCCCUCGAUGUCUUGGCCAAUGUGUUCCGCGAGGACUGCCUGCCCAUCGUGUUGCCGAUUCUGAAGGACACUCUGUUUCAUCAGGAGUGGGUGAUCAAGGAAAGUGGCGUUUUGGCACUGGGCGCCAUCGCUGAGGGCUGCAUGCAGGGCAUGAUCCAGCACCUGCCAGAAUUGAUCCCAUACCUGAUCUCCUGCUUGUCGGAUAAGAAGGCUCUGGUGCGGUCCAUCACCUGCUGGACUCUGUCCCGCUACGCCAAUUGGGUUGUCAACCAGCCGCACGACCAGUACUUGAAGCCGCUGAUGGAAGAGCUUCUGAAGCGCAUUCUGGACUCUAACAAGAGGGUUCAGGAGGCGGCUUGCUCAGCAUUCGCAACACUCGAAGAGGAAGCUUGCACCGAGCUGGUGCCGUACUUGGAGUACAUUCUGAAGACCCUCGUCUUCGCAUUCUCCAAGUAUCAGCACAAGAACUUGCUGAUCUUGUAUGACGCAGUGGGCACUUUGGCCGAUUCCGUGGGCCAUCACCUGAACAAGCCCCAGUACAUUGACAUCUUGAUGCCGCCGCUCAUCGACAAGUGGAAUCUGCUCAAGGACGAUGACAAGGACCUGUUUCCCUUGCUGGAGUGCUUGUCGAGCAUUGCCACAGCCCUGCAGUCGGGCUUCCUGCCCUACUGCGAUCCGGUGUACAGACGCUGCAUAUCUCUGAUCGAGCAGACCAUCAACCAGGAAAUGCUCUGCAAACAAAACCAAACCUUUGAGCAUCCCGAUAAAGAGCGCAUGAUUGUGGCCCUGGACUUGCUAUCCGGUUUGGCCGAAGGCCUGGAUCGCCACAUCGAAACUUUAGUGGCCAACAGCAACAUCAUGCGCCUGCUGUUCCAAUGCAUGCAGGACAUUUUGCCAGAGGUGCGCCAAUCGUCCUUCGCUCUGCUGGGCGAUCUGACUAAGGCUUGCUUUCCACACGUGCACCCCUUCAUGGCCGACUUCUUUCCCAUCCUGGGUCAGAAUCUGAACCCCGAUUUUAUCUCGGUGUGCAACAAUGCCACCUGGGCCAUAGGGGAGAUCUGUAUGAAACUGGGUGAGGAGACCAAGCAGUACAUACACCUUGUACUCAGCGACCUGUUCGUCAUAAUCAACCGCCCCAAUACGCCCAAGACUCUGCUGGAGAACACAGCAAUAACAAUCGGUCGUCUAGGUUAUGUGUGCCCAGUUGAAGUGGCUCCUUUUUUGCCCGAUUUUGUACGACAGUGGUGCACGUCGCUGCGUCACAUACGCGACAACGAUGAGAAGGACUCGGCCUUCCGUGGCAUGUGCCACAUGAUCACAGUGAACCCAGCCGGCGUGGUGCCCGACUUUAUAUUCUUCUGCGAUGCCAUUGCCUCGUGGGUGAAUCCCCCACAGGAUCUUCAUCAGAUGAUACAGAAGAUUCUCCACGGCUUCAAGACCCAGGUGGGUGAAGAGAAUUGGCGUCGAUUUGUGGAACAAUUCCCGCCAACUUUGGCCGAGCGCCUGGCCACCAUGUACAACAUCUAAGGCCGGCAGAUCGAACAAACAGCACCACCCACCUGCACUCGCUAGCGAUCUAAGCAGCCACUUCUUAACUAGACAAUUAUUUAAAAGUAUGCGUAGUAAGCCAGUCGGUGUCUCUGACCUUUAGAGCUUUAAGUUAUCCGAUUCGAUGCUGUUCGAAUGUUGCGUUAAUAUUGAAAUCUAAGCUUAUAGAAAGAAAAAAACAAAAAAAAACACACAAAAAAAAAAAAAGCAAUUCGUAUAAAAGAAAAUUGCAUAACCAUACAUAUAACCACAGACAUAUAUCAAUAUAUCCAAUAGAGAAGAGCUAACCCAGCCAGUAGGCAGUCGUCUGUCCGUACUUCGAGCAUGCCAAAUGCCAGAGUCCAACCAUUGAGGUGGAACUCAAUGGGCAAACCGUAAAACUAUGUGUUCCGGCCGUACUUAACCGGAGUCAGUGCUAUAGAUAUACCCAGUCCAACAAUACACUCAGACCUAAGCCCCCAAAACUGUGAUCAACGCACGGGUGUUGAUCACACCUAAAAGGAAUCUGUAAAUCUCUUCGUAACUAAUGAUAUUGCGGGUCGUGUCGCGGUAAAUAAAACUAAAGCUAAUAGUAAACAAUCGUCUGGUGAGGGCGAUGCGUUCGUUGGGGCGAUUCUAAGAUCAAGAUCGAAAGAAAUAGCUGGCAUAUGCAAAGAAAAAAUUACAAAUCAAAAAAGACUGAUGUUUAACCAAACUCCGUUCAAAACCACAGACAGCAUUCAACAAAAGCCGAUAGGAAUUCCCCAACUGAAGGCAGAGCUUUCAUCAAAUAACAAUCGAAAUAAUCGAAAUGAAAAAUCGGAAAAAUCGCGGAAAAUCGUCGCGUUUCGGGUUCUAACGGUUUCGCGUUCGCGUAUUAUCGUCGCUCGUUCGUUCGUUCGUAAAUCUCGUAAUCGUCGUGUCGUGGUAUCUCGUCGGGUAAACUGAAAAUGAAAAUGAAAGCAAAUAAUACAAGGAUAAUAAAUAAUGCAACUGUUACUGAUACAAAUUUACUUAUACACUACAUGAUAUUCAUAUGCUAUACAAAUUAGGCAUGUUUUUAAGCAUUGUGAAAGCGAAAGCAGAUAGGGAAACAAACUUAAAUUGAGAUUAGGAUUUCGUUGGGUAACUUAUUUCAUUUUCGAUACUGUGCGAUUCUUCAACUGAAUGCGAAAGAAACCAUUGACUGAUCACAUUUUAAAGUAUUAUUAUAUAAUUUGUUUGUGAAUAGGGACAAGUGUAAUUAAUUAUUCAUUAUUUUUUUCACUUUUUUUGUCGAUUAUUUUUCAAUAAUUUUAGUAGGGCUGUCUUUUGCGUAGUCUUUAUAAUUUACCAUUUUUGUGUAGGGAAAAAGUAACUUUUUACGAUUGUACGAUUAGGUGUAAAGUUUAAUACUAAAUGGAAACAAAAGUCUUUGAAAUUGUCGCGGAACAACUAAAAAAUAAAGCUAGGGAAAACCAAACUCAGUCAAACUAAAAUAUGAACAAAUGUAAAAGAAAUGCAAAAGAAAAACCAAGUAAAUCUAAGUAAUAGUAUUAUGUAAUUAUGUUUUUAUUUCAUUAAAAAAAGGGGGAACGUGUGAUAAUAAAGUAACUUCGGGUCGUUCGUUCGCGUCGCGUUAAUCUCAAGAAACUAAAACCUAACAACAAGGGACUUUCGCCCCCGAGUCCCAAAUAAUAAUCGAAAAACUGAUAACUAUAAUACGGUCUAACUAAAAGGAAGAGGCGUAGCCUGUCGGGCAGGCCAUCGCCGAAACUGAAACUAAACUAAACUAAAUGAAAAAUCGUGAUUUCGUUGUACCUUAAUCCGGAUUCAUCGCGGAAUCCGGUCGCGUUCGCGUGCGUUUGUAUCUCUCUCGGGUGAUCUUAGUGAUUAGCGUUUAAGCAGUAAACUAAAAGAACAUAAAACAGAUGUAACACACCAACACUCACAACACCAUUGAACAUAUACACCACUGAUACAUAUAUACAACUAUAAAGAAUAUAUUUAUAGAUUUUAUGCGAAAUAGGUUUUGUUCUAUGCAUAUUAUUUUCAAUACUAUAUAGUAGGGUAAACCGAAACAAAAACAAAUACGAGUAGGGAUGUUAGGUCUAAUUAGGACGAAAAAGGAAAAGCAAAAGCAAAACGUAACAAAGAGCAGGAAGAUUCGAUCGAUGUGCAGCAAUAGGCCAUUAUUGUUUCAUAGCCCCUACAAUAAUCAAAAGCAUGUAAUUAAACUUAAGUUUUGAGAACCAACCAACUGUUUUAGACACUUUGGCUUUUGUUAUCUGUUCCAACUCUAAACGAAUCAAGACCAAUACUAGUUAAUGUUGUUUUAAUAACACACACUCACGUAUGUCGUAACUCAGCCCACAGGUCUAAUAGGUUCCCAACCUUUAACCCUCUUUAUCUGCCAACUUAAGAUUUAAUCAACUCCAAUCCAAUAGGUGUGACAAUGUCUAAAUACACGCUCGUACACACUAAACAUACAUACGCAUAAAUAUACAUUAUGAAGAGGUACAUGCUACUAUGUAUAAUCCCCCCAUAUAGAUAUACGGAUUCGAGACAUUGGCAAUUGAUCAUUCUUUGGAGUCUAAAUAUUGUUUAACUGUUGCUCCAUAUCCAAUUCGACUAUGUGUACAUUGAAAGUAUAUAUCUGAAUAAAUCUGUAUGUAUAAUA